CAUCCGUCUUUUCCUAUGUGCUAUUCUUCUAUCUCUUCAGAAACUUUGAACUCUGGAAAUCUGUUUUUGCUCUGAAAUCUCUGAAGAAAAGGAGGAAGACAUGUCGAAGUCUUGCAAAGGAUUAGCGAUGGAACUAGUCAAGUGCUUAAGUGAAACUGAUUGUAUUAAGGUUGAGAAGAGAUCAUACAAAGAAUGUGCUGGUGAAAAGUGUCCUUCAAUUUCAGCUGAGUGUAUUGGGCUAAGAGAGACUUAUUUCAAUUGCAAAAGAGGCCAGGUUGACAUGAGAGCUAGAAUUCGUGGAAACAAGGGCUACUAGUAGAACGAGCGGGUGCAGGAAAUGAGAUUUUACUUCUGCUGCUGUCAAAAUUUUUGGUUUGAAGUGAAUCUGUCGGUGACAAUACACUAUUGAAGACUGUAUAAAUGCAUCUAGCUGGCUGUUCUUUAUGUUCUUCAUUAUGUCGCAGUUUGCAUGAAAUUCUUAGACAGAAAAGAAUCGGUUCUUUACAUCGGUGUUUUGUAGAUGAUUGACACAAAAUACGAAAAAUGCACUUAAAGUAGAAAAUAGCUGAAAAUGGUGGUGAUUUUUAUGAGCUUCUGAGAUUUAAUCAGCAGUUACUUUUGAUUUUGUGUCAAUUUUCUUCAUA
This is a messenger RNA of Papaver somniferum (opium poppy), 644 nucleotides long. Its product is annotated as cytochrome c oxidase assembly factor 5-like. The transcript has 3 exons. The record is from RefSeq and is a predicted model, not a curated record. Lineage: Eukaryota; Viridiplantae; Streptophyta; Magnoliopsida; Ranunculales; Papaveraceae. Gene Ontology annotation, cellular component: mitochondrion. Gene Ontology annotation, biological process: mitochondrial respiratory chain complex IV assembly. Bases 101 to 316 code for a protein of 71 amino acids.